Messenger RNA from Ectocarpus siliculosus, 1640 nucleotides. The record is from the annotation of a GenBank genome assembly. NCBI's taxonomy places the organism in Eukaryota, Phaeophyceae, Ectocarpales, Ectocarpaceae.
AUGCCGGUGGAGCCGGGAGUAGUCAGCCCCGCCAGGCUUGUGCCAGACCACAUCCUCAAGACGCCGUACUACGCUACGGGCUCAGUCCCUCCACAAGACAACAACGGGUUCCACGGUGACAACUGUGCCACGGUCGGGGUCGGGACGGUCGACGAUGCCGGGAAGCUUCUCAUGCAUGCCACCCAGGAAGCGAUGAUGGAAGGCGUUUCGGUGUGCCGACCUGGGGCUUGCCUCACGGAGAUCGGGAGCGCGAUCCACGCUGUUGCCGACCGUUACGGGUUCGACACCGUGCGAAAGUACUGCGGCCACGGGGUCGGGUCAAGCUUUCACAUGCUGCCAUUCGUGGAACACUUCCGAAACAACCGUCGGCUGGAAAUGGUACCAGGGAUGACCUUCACGAUAGAGCCGAUCUUCACCGAGGGCUCCGAGGCCACCACGCUCUGGCCCGACGCGUGGACCGUGCAGACGGUGGACGGGGGGAGGGCGGCGCAGUUCGAGCACGUGGUGCUCAUCACGGAGGAAGGGCACGAAGUGCUCACGGUCCCAUCGCCACGAGCAUGAAAGAGUUUUUUUGGUUGGCGGCGUCUGGACGGCGGUGGUGGUGGGUGGCGGCACCAUCCUUGCCGUGCGCCCUUGACCUGGGGUCUCCCGUGGGUUUUGGGUAGGGUCGCGCACCACCUGUACGGCUGCUCGAUUACGACGAGGAUGAAAAUGAUGCGUUUUCGGAAAGCCCUCGGCGAGAUGGCUCCAACGCAGCACCGCCGCUAUUGCUGCUGCUGCUGUGGAGAAAUCGAGCUUUGAAAAUCGGUCCGCUGGGGGUGUUGUAUCUUUCGUCACGUACGGUACUUCAGGUAGCGUCCCCGUCGACGUUGUUACUGGCUGACAGUCCCGUAGCUCUGACCACGAAAACCGCUCAAGGCAGUCGUGAUCGUCGUCGUGAUCGUCGUCGUCUGCCGUGCAGUUUGCGGCCUAGAACUUGAGCCAUGAGAGGAUUUUUGCUGCUUUACUUCGGCAGUACCGACAAAAUCAUUGUCGUCGUCACGCAUCGUCCCGCAUCAUGACAACGAGAAUCAUCUCUUAUCUAGAAGAUAAGCACGGUUGGUUGCGUGAGGCAAGCUAGCUGUGUUGCGUCAAGAUAGAGGAUCUUUCGUCUUUGCUUCGGUUUCGUAUCGGUCCGAAGCCGCUGUGUGGAGGGACACGCUAUUUUUCGGGCAUUUUUGUUGCUCGGUAAAUCGUUGUUUCGGACGGAAGUGGAGAGCUUGGUUGUUGGUGAGGUCAGAGCAAUGACGAUGACAGUGGAGGGACGCCACCGUUCCGACCGUAAAACUGGCCUGCACGUUUCGCCGUUAGCCUGUUACACUGGGAAGAGGAUAGCGUCGAUGGUCGUUGUUGUUGUGCACUCCUGCUUGUUUUGAUCGGGGCGGGUGCAAACAAUAUUGUUUCAUGGGCCAGUGCGCCCUACCUCUUAUCCCAGCAGGGGCAUCCAGUGCCACGCCCACCGGCUGGUGAGUUGUAGUACCCUUGUGUUCCCGCUAGCACCUCUAGCGUUUACGCGCUUUGUGUUUGGUCGGCAGGCGUUUGUCUGUUUGUUGGGUCGUCUUGGAACAGUUUCCAAUAAUGCAGGGACACGUUGUAUGCGU